This is a messenger RNA of Colletotrichum higginsianum IMI 349063, 1356 nucleotides long. Its product is annotated as Gti1/Pac2 family protein. Gene Ontology annotation, molecular function: DNA binding. NCBI's taxonomy places the organism in Eukaryota, Fungi, Ascomycota, Sordariomycetes, Glomerellales, Glomerellaceae. The record is from RefSeq and is a predicted model, not a curated record. Bases 1 to 1356 code for a protein of 451 amino acids. The transcript has a single exon.
AUGGCAAACUCCAACGUGCCUCUAAACCCAACCUUCUUUGGCCAUGUUGCCUCCACUUUGGAUGCUCUGGUUCUGUUCGAAGCAUGCUUAAGCAGUGCCCUGCAUCACGUCCCUCGACGACCUCACGACCGGGAACGUCAGGAUCUUAUCAAGAGCGGAAACGUCUUCAUCUACGAGGAACACUCGUCCGGCAUCAAGCGCUGGACUGACGGUGUUGCAUGGAGCCCCAGCAGAAUCCUGGGCAACUUCCUCAUCUACCGCGAACUCGACAGACCUUUCCCUCCUGGCGAGAAGAAGCGCGCCAUGAAGCGCAACAAGAAGCCCACUGGUGUGACCAAGCCCGAGAUCACACGUCAGGGAAGUGUCAACGGGGCGGGCGCCAAUAUGGGUAUGGGAGAUGGUUCGCAGGGCAACAAGGAAGCGGAACGCGCCCUCAUAGGAUCCCUGGUCGACUCAUACCCUUUCAAGGAGAACGGCUUGGUGAAGAAGACAAUCAGUGUUACGUACCAAGGCGUGCCGCAUCAUCUGGUGUCCUACUACAACGUCGAGGAUGUUACAGAAGGAAAGCUCAUGACGCCUUCGAAAGACCACCAGCUCUCAACAAUCAUUCCCCGCGGGGAGUUGAUCAUGUCCCAGAACUUCCGGGCUCCCAUCGACGAGGUCGAAAUGGACGACUCGCGUGGCCCUCACGGCCUUUUCACUCAUGCGUACCCAGUCAAUGGCCACCAUCACCAGAGCCUGUCGAGGGCCAUGUCAGUGCCCUCAUUGCAUCACAUGGGCGGCGGCAUGGGCGGUCCCCAAUUCGGGCAACCGCCCUACAUGUCAUCGUAUUUGAGCAGUGUCCCGGGAUCUGUAAGCAACGUGGGCUAUGCGCAAAGCCAGCACCCAAGCUACGGUUACGACAACAUUAGCCGGACCAGUCGGUAUCCUUCUAGUGCCGGGUUGGCUCCCGACAUGUCGCGAACCAUGGCCCUUGAGUCGCAGCAUCAUCCUAGGCGGCACUCAACAGCUUACGAACCUACAUCGGGACCAGAUAUGAGUCUUGCCAGCAGCUUGCCGGCCGUUCCGACAGACGCUUCACGGGGGAUGGGAGGAGGCUAUAUGAGUUCGAUGCUGUACUCGCAGCAACGCGUUCAUGACCUGUCGCCGCACGAAGCCUUUCCCUCCCCCUCCCCCCGAAAUGUCCACUCGGAAUCGGGCAUAGGCGGCGACCGAUCGAUACAAUCCUUUGACGGACUGAGCAGUCGCGAGACCUGGAAUUCAUUCGAACCAUUAGAGGAUGAACAGGGACAGUAUAUCUCCCAGGGAAAUGCGGCUUGGCCAGGUAGCAGCAGUAACUCACUGGGCAGAACCUGA